AGAAUGGACCUGGAAAAGGGGAAAACAGGAGUUAGAUGAUAGCGGCUUGAAGGGAUGAAUGUGUCAUGAGCACACAGCCUGAGGAGAGCCAGCAGACAAGUGGAGAUGGGGAUGCAGCUCAACGAGAUGUUGCCUGUAUUGAAGACGUGUCGGUGGAGGUGGCCACCGUGGACUACACGCUGCGGAUGCUGCGCAGGUUGUACAGGAAGACCAGACGGAAGCCCAAAGGACUCAAGAGGCUGCAGGCCUACCUGCUGAACAUCCCACACUUGGCGCUCGUCAUCACAGCAGUGGUGUUCGUGGUGGUGGUGAUCAUGUGGUCACUCCUCUGGGUUUUUAUAUUCCGCAGGGAGAGUAACAGCGGAGCGUAUUUUGCCGGGAUGUUCCGCGUUGCCAACGUGGAAUUUAUCCCAGAGUACCGCCAGGCAGAGUCCCACGAGUUCGUAUCUAUGGCAAACAAAAUACAACACGUGGUGAGCAAUGUGUACAGGAUGUCCUCGGUGGCCAAACUCUACAAGCAGGCGGUCAUUUCAGACCUCAGUAACAACAAUAAGGGGGGCGUGUUGGUGCAUUUCUGGAUGGUAUUUGUGGUCCCUCGCCUGAAGAGCCCAGUCAUGUGUGAGGAGUGUAUCGGGGCCAUUCUCAGAGACUCGGUCCACACCAGUCUGAAGAACAGGUCCUCUGUCGGGUCCCUGCUGGGCCUUCCAGUGGAUAUAGACUCCAUCCUCAUUAAUGCCGUCCAGCGGUCAGAUUACACAUCAAAUACAGCAGGGUCUCAGUGUGUGGAUAAGAUGCAUGCCAACCUUCCCGGGGCACGGGUGCCUCUGAACAUCUUCUCAUCGUGGGGCGGUGUGAACUGCCACGUGAAGCUCACUGCGUCCCCCGGCUCCCUGAUCCGCCUCACCGUCGCUUCGUUCCUCAUCGAGCCCAGCGACUGUGUGAAUGACGGCCUCACUGUGUACGACGCUCUGCUGCCCAUGAGAGGGCGCAUUCUGCUCAGGCUGUGUGAGCCGGUGUCCGCCCCUUUCUCCAUGGUCUCCACGUCCAGCGUCAUGCUGCUGUUCUUCAGAAUGACCAAUGGCAACAAGAGCUUCAAAGGACACUUCGAGGCCGUCGCCGAGGAAAUCUGUAUGUCUCAAAUUGAGACCCAGUUAGAUCCUGAUGUCUCGGGGAAGCUCUACAGCCCCUUCUACCCCAGCCUCCUGCCCCCACAGUGCUCCUGUAACUGGAGAUUUGAGACUCCAAACUCGGCGUUGGGAGUUGCUCUGCGUUUCCACAACUAUGUACUGAAGCCAAAGGACAUGAAGGGCUGCGUCCACGGCUGGUGGAAGGUCAAUGAAAACAUUUUCUGCGGCAGCUAUGUGGGACACCCCACAGUGUUUCGGAUCGCUGAGCACAGUUCAGAGGUGGAGUUUCGCUGCAGCUCACGUCACUCUUCUCAGCCCUUUCGAGCAUCUUACAGCAGCUACAAUAUCAGCCAACCAUGUCCGGAGAGCCAUUUCUUAUGCAACACGGGGCUGUGCGUGGAAAAGAGCCGACGGUGCGACGGCCUGGACGACUGCCACGACGAGAGCGACGAGGUCCUCUGCUCGAGGCCCACGAUGAACUGCGGCGGCAGCAGUCCUCUGCACCCUUUGUUCGUCUGCAAUGGAGAGAAGGACUGCACUGACGGGGUGGAUGAACUCAACUGCACUCGGGAAACAAGCUGCUCUGCGAUCAGGUAUCAGUGCAGGACCGGAGUCUGCAUCCUGAAGAAGAACGCACGGUGUGACGGUGUUGAUGACUGUCGGGACCACAGCGAUGAGGCAGACUGUGCUUGUGGUCAUCCCUCUUCCUUGAAGCUGGGUUUCCCUUCAGCCCUGGGUCGUGUUGUGGGAGGAGUUAACUCCGUGGAGGGGGAAUGGCCUUGGCAGGUCAGCCUUCACUUCGCUGGGAGUCUGUACUGUGGGGCAUCUGUCCUCUCCUCUGAUUGGCUCGUCUCGGCCGCCCACUGCUUCAGCAAGGAGAGGCUCUCUGAUCCUCGCUUUUGGAGAGCUCAUCUUGGCAUGCUGAGUCAAGGCAGUGCCAAGCAUGUGGCGGAGAUCCAGCGGAUUGUGGUGCACGAGUAUUAUAAUGCACACACGUUUGAUUACGACAUCGCCCUGCUGCAGCUGAAGAAGUCCUGGCCUGCGUCCCUCGGCCCCCUGAUUCACCCCGUGUGCCUGCCGCCUUCCUCCCAUACCGUCACUCACAGCCACCGCUGCUGGGUCACUGGGUGGGGAUACCGAUCGGAAGAAGAUAAGGUGUUGCCCUCGGUGCUGCAAAAAGCCGAGGUGUCCAUACUGAGCCAGUCUGAGUGUAAGAAGAGGUACGGCCCUGUGUCAUCUCGCAUGCUGUGUGCUGGCGUCCCGUCGGGAGAGCGGGACGCCUGUAAGGGGGACUCCGGCGGUCCUCUGUCCUGCCGGGCUCCGGGUGGGGGCCGCUGGUUCCUGAUGGGGAUUGUCAGCUGGGGGUUUGGCUGCGGCAGACCAAACCUGCCAGGAGUUUACACAAGGGUCACCAAGUUCACCUCGUGGAUCUACAACCAUAUCAGCUGACAUGAUGAAAUCCAUCCAUUUCCAGCAGAGCAAUCAG
Molecule: messenger RNA, 2613 nt
Organism: Salarias fasciatus (jewelled blenny)
Lineage: Eukaryota; Metazoa; Chordata; Actinopteri; Blenniiformes; Blenniidae
Gene: tmprss7
Product: transmembrane serine protease 7
Exons: 18
Coding region: 66-2576 (836 amino acids)
Biological process (GO): proteolysis
Molecular function (GO): serine-type endopeptidase activity; protein binding
Source: RefSeq, a predicted model, not a curated record